This is a messenger RNA of Lymnaea stagnalis (great pond snail), 640 nucleotides long. The record is from the annotation of a GenBank genome assembly. Lineage: Eukaryota; Metazoa; Mollusca; Gastropoda; Lymnaeidae.
AUGGUGUGCGUUGACGACAAGUCCGAGAGAAAAGCCCUCGGAGACCUAAAACUCAUGGCGUCCACUUUGCAGAGGAAAUGCGCGUCACAGGUCAAUUUAGUCCUCGCGUCGUCCUUCUCGUGCGCAGUGUUCGUCAUUUUAAUCUCGUCACUUCUGCUCUUCAGGAACCGCUGGCGGUUGUACUACAUCAAAAACCUGGUCAUCACCAGAUGGUACGGGUACAAGCCGGGCGACCAGCACAAGACGGGGAAAUUUACGUUCGACGCGUACGUCCUCUACUCCAAACUCGACAGACACUUCGUCCUGAGGGACUGUCUGGCGGAGCUGGAAGAGAAACGCGGUCACAAAUUGUGCAUAGAGGACAGGGACUUUCUUGUCGGCUCGUUCCUUCCAUGCAACAUCACAAGCGCCAUACAGAACAGCCAUCUGACGCUGGCCAUCAUCUCUCCAGACUUCUGGGACUGUGAGUGGACAGAGUAUGGCACUCACAUGUCCAUCAUGGAAUCGUUAUACAGCAAACGUCAGAUUCUUCAUCUUCUACUGUACAAACCGUUUCCCGUGGAAGAAAUGCCACGGGAUCUGAUCAAAGUUCACAAAGACAACCGCUUUAUUGAAUACCCACCCAGGGAGUCCAUCGAUG